AGCGAAAAGCCUUAACGUGUUUCAUAUCAUGAUAGAAAUUGAUAAUAUUAUUCUACUCAUAUUAUUCUGUUGAGUAUCUAAUUAUAAUUCAAAAUGAGUGAAGUGAAUUUACAGGCGUUAGCUGGGAGAGACGAUGAUCACUCUAGAGCUCCCACGGCCAUGCAAGAGGUGAACCUGGCUUUGAAAGAGGCUGGCUUUGGUCUCUUUCACUUACAACUGCUAUGUUCGUCCUUCGUGGGCGUACUUUCCGGUAUUGUCAUGACCAAUAGCACAUCUUAUAUAUUGCCGGUAGCUGAAUGCGAUCUCAACAUGAAUCUCGUGGCGAAAGGAGUGUUGAACGCUGUACCUUUUCUUGGAAUGAUCCUCGUCUCAGUUGUCGCCGGGUUCCUGACAGAUACGUUCGGUCGCAAAUAUUUCGUGUUGCUCGGCUUCGGAGGGCUGUUCGUAUUCACAUUGAUAAGCAGCACCAGUCAGAACUAUAUUGUGUUAGUCACUGCGAAAUUUUUUGAAGGAAUGCUAUUUGCCACUUCGUUUUCUUCACAAGUAACGUUAACAGCGGAGUUUUGUCACAACGACAUCAGAGAUCGAGUGCUGAUGCUGCAGUCAUCAUUCUCCGCUAUGUCUCAAGUUGUCAUUGCGUUGUUUUCAUGGGCAGUGUUGCCCCAGAAGUGGGAUGUAUCGCUUUUCAAUGGCGCUAUUGUCCUCCACAGUUGGAACUUUUACCUAUUCGUCAUAUCACUAUGGUCGUUAUGCACGACUAUAAUGUACUGGUUUCUCCCCGAGAGUCCAAGAUACUUCAUUACGCAGCAGAGGUACGAUGAGGCGAGAGAAGUUCUCAUUAGAGUCUACAAGCAGAAUACGAGAAAAUCGGCUAAUGAAUUUCCGUACAAAGAUUUGUGGAAAGACAAAAAGACGUACUCAAUCGACGAGUCGCCAGAGAAUGGGGUGAACAAGAGUUUCGCGAGCAUGCUCACGGCGGGCCUCCAUAACGUGAAGCCGAUGUUCCAAAAACCCCGCGGCCUAUAUCUACUGCUUUUCUGUGUCAUGAGCUUCUUCACUAUGCUAUUAUACAACGUAAUAAGGCUGUGGUUCCCUCAGUUGUCCACUAUAGUAGAACACUACAGUAGUUCAGACAAUCAAGACCUCUGUAGCAUGUUAGAUAGCUACACACACGACUUGGUCGCUAGAAGCAUGAAUGCAACGGUGAACAAAACUUGUGUACCAGUAGUCGGCGGUGCAGCUACUUACAUCAACAGUAUGAUACUUGGUUCCGUAUGUCUAGGACCAAUUAUCAUCAGCGGGUUUCUAAUAGUAAAAGUAGGCAAGAAGAACCUUUAUAUAGCAGUUAGCCUAAUGUCCAUCGGCAUGACCUUGGCGCUGAGAUGGGCGAGCUCAAAAGCAAUUAUGGUCUCACUAUUUUCGUUAGACUUAGCGCUUGCCCAAUUUUUGGUUAACCUGAACCAAUACUUAGUGAUUGAUUUCUUUCCAACCACUAUGAGAUCUAUGGCCAUUGGCAUGAUAAUGAUGUGGGGUCGCAUCGGCAGCCUGGUCGGGAAUGUCUUGUUUCCUAUAUUACUGGACUUUGGGUGUGUUGUGCCAUUCUACAGUUUAGCAGGGACUAUGAUAGGUAUUAGUAUCUUAAGUUUCGUGAUACCGGUAAAGAAGAAUUAAGAUUUAUAUUGCAAAAUAAAAUUAAGUUCAGAACCUAGUUAGUUUAGUUUAUUUUAAUAUUAGGUACAUAGCCAGUUUAGCUUCAAUUUAUUUUUUUACAAAAUAAAA
This is a messenger RNA of Bicyclus anynana (squinting bush brown), 1779 nucleotides long. RefSeq names its product synaptic vesicle glycoprotein 2B. The coding region runs from base 94 to 1671 and encodes 525 amino acids. Gene Ontology annotation, cellular component: membrane. Gene Ontology annotation, molecular function: transmembrane transporter activity. The record is from RefSeq and is a predicted model, not a curated record. Gene Ontology annotation, biological process: transmembrane transport. The transcript has 10 exons. Lineage: Eukaryota; Metazoa; Arthropoda; Insecta; Lepidoptera; Nymphalidae.